Colletotrichum higginsianum IMI 349063 is the source of this 1395-nucleotide messenger RNA. Its product is annotated as Annexin. The record is from RefSeq and is a predicted model, not a curated record. Gene Ontology annotation, molecular function: calcium ion binding; calcium-dependent phospholipid binding. Bases 1 to 1395 code for a protein of 464 amino acids. Lineage: Eukaryota; Fungi; Ascomycota; Sordariomycetes; Glomerellales; Glomerellaceae. Gene Ontology annotation, cellular component: cytoplasm. The transcript has 3 exons.
AUGUCGUAUCCAGGCCAGCACGGCUACGGCGCCCAGCCGCAUGGCCAAGGCUACGGCCAGCAAUACCCUCCGCCUCCCCAGGCCGGCUAUGGCGGAUCGCCCUAUCCUCCCCAGCACGGCCAGUACCCUCCGCCCGCAGGCCCUCCUCCAGGCCAGUACGGCGCGCCUCCGCCGCAACACGGCGGCUACUACCAGCAACCCCCACCCGGCCAAUAUCCUCCCCAAGGAGGCCACUAUCCUCCUCCUGCCGGACCUCCGCCGGGUCAGUACCCGCCCCAGGGCGGCCAGUACGGCGCGCCUCCGCCGAUCCCUCCGUCGCCCUACGGACAUUCGCCCGCGCCUAGUGGCUACGGCGCACCGCCUCCCGGCCCCCCGCCCAGCCAGCAGUAUGGCGCCCCGCCGCCCCAGCACUUCGGGCCUCCGACGCCCGCGUCGCUUGGCUACGGCCCGCCCCAGAUCAUCCAGUGGGAUGGCUCACCCGACGCCGCCGCGGCGCGGGCUGCGAUGAAGGGGUUUGGCACCGAUGAAAAGGCACUGAUCCGCUGCUUGGCGACCAAGGACCCUUUGCAGAUCGAUGCGAUUAGGACCGCCUACCACCGAAACUUCAAGCGCGACCUCGAGCAGGAUAUCAAGAAGGAGACGAGCAGCUGGUUCCAAAAGGGCCUGGUGUCGGUGGCGCGCGGUCCUCUCAGGUCAGACAUCUACAACCUGUAUGAGGCCAUGGAUGGCUUGGGCACGAAGGAGAGUGUCCUCAACGACGUUCUCCUUGGACGGUCCAACGCCGAUUUGCAGGCCAUCAAGAGCGCGUAUCAGCAGACGUUCAAGAGGCGCCUCGAGGACGAUGUCAAGGGCGACCUCAGCCUCAAGACGGAGAGGCAUUUCCUCAUUGUGCUCGGCGCAAACAGGGCAGAGGAUUCGGCGCCCGUCGUGCCGCAGCAGGUGGACUCUGAUGUUAUGGAGCUGUACAAGGCCACCGAGGGCAAGAUCGGCACGGACGAGAUGCUGGUCUGCAGCAUCCUCAGCACGCGCAACGACAACCAGAUCCGCGCCAUCAACCAGGCGUACGAGCAGAAAUUCAGGAGGAAGCUGGACGAUGUCAUCAAAAAGGAAUUUUCUGGUCACAUGGAAGACGCGCUGCUCUUCCAGCUCCGCCACGCCGUCGACAAGUACAUGCACGCCGCGCAGCUCCUCGAAGACUCGAUGGCCGGCCUCGGCACCAAGGACCACCUCCUCGUCGCGCGCGUUGUCCGGUACCACUGGGACCGGGAGUUCCUGGCCAACGUCAAGGGCGCAUACCAGGCCAGGUACAAGCGCAGCCUGGCGGGCAGGAUCAAGGGCGAGACGAGCGGGGAUUACCAGAGGCUGAUGCUCGCGUGCAUCGGCGAGAACAUUUGA